Molecule: messenger RNA, 3321 nt
Organism: Coffea eugenioides
Lineage: Eukaryota; Viridiplantae; Streptophyta; Magnoliopsida; Gentianales; Rubiaceae
Product: pentatricopeptide repeat-containing protein DOT4, chloroplastic-like
Exons: 1
Coding region: 27-2666 (879 amino acids)
Biological process (GO): RNA modification
Molecular function (GO): RNA binding; zinc ion binding; protein binding
Source: RefSeq, a predicted model, not a curated record
UUGAAGAGACUUGAAGAGCAAAAUCCAUGUUGUUAACGACCAAAACAUCCUCAACAGGCUUCUGGGUUUGUCCUUUUGCAAAUAAUUCUAGAGAAAAGCCACUGAAAUAUGGCACUUCUCAGGCUUUCCCAGGGAACCCAUAUUCAAGAACCUCUCUUUUUCCCUCAAGCGUUAGUAAUAUUUCUAUUGGUCUUCCACCUAAAGCUAGCUUUUUGUCUGCUAACAGAACAAGAAAUAUUCGUAGUAUUGAUAACAAUACUGAAAUUAUCAAAUUUUGUGAAUUGGGUAAUCUUGAUAAGGCCAUGGAAUUGUUGUUGAAGUGUGAAAAAUUGAAACUUGAUGCAAAAACUUAUUGUUCUUUGUUGCAACUGUGUGCUGAGUAUAAGUCAAUUGAUAAUGGUAGGGAAGUUCAUUCAAUUAUUGAGAGAAAUUGUAUUGAAACUGGUGGUGUUUUGGAGUCUAAACUUGUGUUUAUGUAUGUGAGUUGUGGGGAUUUGAUUGAAGGGAGAAGGAUUUUUGAUAGAACUGAAAGUGAGAACGUUUUCCUUUGGAAUUUAUUGAUGAAUGAGUAUGCAAAGAUCGGCAAUUUUAAGGAAAGUGUAAAUAUGUAUUAUAGGAUGCUGGAAUUGGGAAUAGAGAUGAAUUCUUAUACGUUUUCUUGCAUUUCGAAAUGUUUUGCAGCUUUAGAAAAUGUAGUUGAGGGGGAAAAGAUCCAUGAGAAAAUUUUGAAAUUGGGAUUUGGUUCUUAUAGUGCUGUUGUGAACUCGUUGAUUAGCUUUUACUUCAAGUGUGGAAGGAGUGCAAGUGGGCAGAAGUUGUUUGAUGAAAUGUGUGAAAGAGAUGUUGUAUCUUGGAAUUCUAUGAUAAGUGGUUAUGUGGCAAAUGGACUUGCCGUAAAGGGGAUAAAGUUUUUCAUGGAAAUGCUACGUUUGGGAGUUGACGUUGAUUUGGCUUCUAUGGUCAGUGUCCUUGCAGCCUGUGCUAGCAUCAUGGACAUUUUGCUGAGUAGAGCCAUUCAUGCUUACGCUGUAAAAGCAGGUUUUGAUCUAAAAAUGCCAUUUACGAAUACCUUGCUGGAUGUGUACGCUAAAUGUGGUGAUAUGGAUGGGGCAGUUUGUGUUUUUGAAAACAUGGGUGAACAAAAUAUUGUAUCAUGGACCUCCAUGAUUGCAGGGUAUGCUAGAGAAGGAUUAUCUUAUGAAGCUAUUGAAUUGUUUCAUGAAAUGAGAAAGAACGGCAUAGAUCCUGAUGUUUUUACUGUAACAAGUAUCCUUCAUGCUUGUGCCUGUAGUGGUUCAUUGGAAAGUGGAAUGAAAGUGCAUGCCUACAUCAAAGAAAAGAAUAUGGAAACAAAUUUAGUGGUGUCUAACGCUCUCAUGGACAUGUAUGCAAAAUGUGGAAGUAUGGAAAAUGCUGAAGCUGUUUUCUAUCAGAUGCCUGCAAAGGAUAUUGUAUCAUGGAAUACAAUGAUAGGAGGUUAUUCAAAGAACUCUCUGGCUAAUGAAGCAUUCAGUUUGUUUGCUAAAAUGCAACCUCACAAAAGGCCAGAUGAAGUAACAGUAACAUGCAUCCUUCCUGCUUGUGCCAGCCUAGCAGCUUUGGAUAGAGGCCGGGAAAUCCAUGGCUACAUCCUGAGAAAUGGGUUGUCUUCUGACCAUUUUGUUGUUAAUGCACUUAUUGACAUGUAUGUAAAGUGUGGUGCAUUAGUCAUGGCCAAAUUACUAUUCCGUAAGAUUUUAUCAAAGGAUCUGGUUUCUUGGACGAUAAUGAUAGCAGGUUAUGCCAUGCAUGGGUUUGGGACUGAAGCUGUUGCAACCUUUCGGAAAAUGAGGCAAGCUGGUAUUGAACCUGAUGAAGUUUCUUUUAUUUCCAUUCUCUAUGCUUGUAGUCAUUCGGGAUUACUGGAUGAAAGUUGGAGAUUCUUUAAUAUAAUGAGAAAUGAGUUUUACAUCGAACCCAACCUAGAGCACUAUACUUGUAUGGUAGAUCUUCUGGCCCGUGCUGGGAAACUAUCUAAGGCAUACAAGUUCAUCAAGGGCAUGCCAAUUGAACCUGAUGCAACAGUAUGGGGAGCUCUGCUUUGUGGGUGUAGAAUUUAUCAUGAUGUAGAUAUGGCUGAGAAAGUUGCAGAACAUGUAUUUGAGCUAGAGCCGGAAAACACUGGACAUUAUGUACUUCUAGCAAAUAUUUAUGCAGAGGCAGAAAAAUGGGAAGAAGUAAAAAGGUUGCAGGAAAAGAUAGGCAAGCGUGCCUUGAAAAAGAACUCAGGUUGUAGUUGGAUUGAGAUCAGGGGCAAAGCUUAUAUCUUUGUUUCUGGUGAUAGUGCAUACCCGCAGGCCCAAAGCAUUAAAUUCUUGUUACGAGAUCUGAGAAGGAAAAUGAAUGAACAAGGCCACUUUUCCAAACAGAAGUAUGCACUAAUCAAUGAAGAUGAGAUGGAGAAGGAAGUAGCUCUCUGUGGUCACAGUGAGAAAUCGGCUAUGGCCUUUGGGGUAUUAAGUUUGCCACCUGGCAAAACUAUACGAGUCACUAAGAAUCUCCGAAUAUGUGGUGACUGCCACGAGAUGGCUAAAUUCAUUUCCAAAAUGCUUGGAAGGGAGAUUCUCUUGAGAGAUUCUAGUCGCUUCCACCAUUUCAAGGAUGGGUCUUGCUCUUGCAGAGGUUAGUCUCGAACUGCUAGCAGGUUGUGGAACGAGUAAAAGGUGGACUCAUGGAGGCAGUUACUUAUUUCAUGGUUAUGACAUUGUGGAGAUGAUUGCUACAAUCAAUCUCAAAAUUGCAGCAAGUUACGUCUGUUACUUCUUUGCUGCUUCAUAUUUCUGAAAGCGUUCAAAGACUAUAGUAUUACCAGUUGAGCAUUCAGAUUUCUGAUCAACAUUCUGACGACCUUCCUCUUGCUAAUGCAAUGCCUCAUCCAUGGUGCUUUAGACUGGUACCGUAAAGCGAUCAAUCACUACACCGGGAAAAAGAAAAGAUGGUAAAUCUGAUCCAGAAAGAUAGCAUCGGCCUGGAAGUAACAGUUGUACUCAGACUUGUACAAAUGAUGAGCUAAGUUGAAUUGGCAGUGUUGCUGAAUAAAGCUGGUGAAAGGUUAAGGAUCAUCUGCCUCAAAAUAGGUAUAUUGCUUCCAACUGUGUUCCUACAUUCUAAGGGUACUUAUGAUCCUAGAAUGAUCACUGGAAAUUUGUAUUCAUAAAUUGAACGAGUCAUUGUAUUCCUAGGGAAUAAAUACCAAUCUAGAUAAUAGGCCUCAUAUGUUCAGAAAUGAAAAAUUGGCAGACUAUAUCAUUGCAACUAAGCAGAUCCUUUACAUUUCCUUCA